Molecule: messenger RNA, 1254 nt
Organism: Botrytis deweyae
Lineage: Eukaryota; Fungi; Ascomycota; Leotiomycetes; Helotiales; Sclerotiniaceae
Exons: 3
Coding region: 1-1254 (417 amino acids)
Biological process (GO): nuclear membrane reassembly; Golgi organization; membrane fusion
Cellular component (GO): cytosol; nucleus
Molecular function (GO): ubiquitin binding
Source: RefSeq, a predicted model, not a curated record
AUGGCAGACACCAGUAAUCAUGAUGAGUUGAUCUCUCAAUUUUGCGCAAUCACCAAUGCUUCCCCAUCAGAGGCUCAACAAUUUCUCUCCGCAAAUCAAUGGGACUAUGCAUCAGCUAUGACAGAAUUCUUCACUGCUCAAGAAGAAGGAAAUACAGGAGCCUCAGAACCAGUCGGUAGCAACGAUCAAACCGAAGCUCCAUCACCGUAUACUGGACCCCGAACACUCGAUGGUAGACCUGCUCCGGAUAAUGGCAAGAAACCUGCAAAACCAACUGCCACAGCCGGGAGAGCUGGAGGACGUGGAGGCAUCGCAACUCUUGGGUCUUUAAAUCAAGGAUCUUCGAGCCAUGGGGAUCGUAUGAACGAUGCCGACGACAGUGAUCCAGAUUAUGAGCCAGAUGAACAGCCAAGAGACUUGUUCGCUGGUGGUGAAAAGUCAGGACUAGCUGUCCAAGAUCCCUCUAGGAAACCCGACGCGAGAAAGAUUGUUGGUGAUAUCCUUAAGCAAGCUAAAGCAAAUUCUUCAAGGGAGACUGGAGAGCCAUCUACGCCAGCUGCAGCCGCACCAUCUCGAUUCCGUGGCAGUGGUCAAACUCUCGGCGGCGAUGAUGCUCCUUCUCAAGUAAUUCCCGAUCCUCAUCCUCCUGCAGCUUCUUCUGAGCUUGUGACAAGAAUUCUACACCUUUGGGAGGAUGGUUUCAGUGUUGAAGAUGGGCCACUUCGUCGAUUCGAUGACCCGGCAAACGCGCAAGAUCUUCAGGCAAUACAGAGUGGUCGUGCUCCUCUGCACUUGAUGAAUGUUAGACAUCUCCAACCAGUUGAUGUUCAAUUGCACAAACAUGAUGGACCCUACAAAGCUCCCCCUAAGGUCUACAAGCCUUUUGGUGGCUCAGGUCAGAGACUCGGUAGCCCUACACCGGGCGGCUCCAGCACCCCGCCGGCAUCCGCCCCAGCUCCUGCACCUACUGCCGCCUCGACAGCAACCCCAGAAGUUCAGGUCGAUGAAUCACAACCAACACUCACCCUCAGACUUCAGUUGGCAAAUGGAACUCGUCUUCCAGCUCGAUUCAACACUACGCAAACUGUAGGCGAUGUAUAUGAAUUCAUUGCAAGAGCAAAUGCCGAUAGCAAUGAGCGAGCUUGGGUACUUGCAACCACUUUCCCAAACAAAGAGCAUACCGAGAAGAGUCAGGUCUUGGGUGAGAUGCCAGAAUUUAAGAGAGGCGGUACAGCCGUGCAGAAAUGGGUUUAG